UUAUUUCACUUGCUCAAAACGUCUCCUCUCCACGCAAUAAUUCCCCGCUUAAGCCCUCUCAGCAGCCUCCAAACGAAAACCCCAAUUCACUCACCCCAAUAACGUUUCCGAUCUAUCAUCAUCUUCUCCAUAAUCUCUCUGUUCGCGUCGGAAAUUGAGGUAGAUAGUGUCGUGUCGAACCAACGAUCGAGAAGGAAAAAAGCGCUCCAAAAUAUACCAUCGAGCAUAACGAUAUAGAAGAUGGAGUUUUGCCCCACUUGUGGUAACAUGCUACAGUAUGAAUUGCCCUAUAUGGGUCGCCCUUCAAGAUUUUUUUGUUCUGCUUGCCCAUAUGUUUGCCUCAUCGAGAAUAGGGUUGAGAUCAAAAGAAAGCAAAGGUUGGUGAGUAAAGAGAUAGAACCUAUAUUCUCUGAGGAUGACAUGACGAAUGCAGCAUCAACUGAAGCGACAUGCCCAUUUUGCGGUCAUGGUAAAGCUGCUUUCAAAGAAUUUCAGACUCGAUCAGCUGAUGAGCCAGCAACUCUAUUUUAUAAGUGCUUGAACAAUGAAUGUAAGAAACAAUGGCGUGAAGGGUGACUUCAAACAUUUGCCGUAUAUUUUUUUAAUUAAUUGGCUGAGGAUAGAAAAGCUUUCAUUGUAAUUGGGCUUAUAUGGAGCUAAGAGUGUUUGGAUAGUUUUUACAUUUUCGCUGAUAAUUAUCAAAAUGCUGCAUUUUUUUCGCUCUUUA
This is a messenger RNA of Glycine soja, 727 nucleotides long. Its product is annotated as DNA-directed RNA polymerase III subunit RPC10-like. Gene Ontology annotation, molecular function: DNA-directed RNA polymerase activity; zinc ion binding; nucleic acid binding. Lineage: Eukaryota; Viridiplantae; Streptophyta; Magnoliopsida; Fabales; Fabaceae. The record is from RefSeq and is a predicted model, not a curated record. Gene Ontology annotation, cellular component: RNA polymerase III complex. Bases 241 to 576 code for a protein of 111 amino acids. Gene Ontology annotation, biological process: DNA-templated transcription; termination of RNA polymerase III transcription. The transcript has 4 exons.